Molecule: messenger RNA, 772 nt
Organism: Coturnix japonica (Japanese quail)
Lineage: Eukaryota; Metazoa; Chordata; Aves; Galliformes; Phasianidae
Source: RefSeq, a predicted model, not a curated record
UCAAACCGCCCCCCCCCCCCAUUCAGACAUCUACGUGUUCGGGGUGGGGGAGCUGUCCGACCACGCGGUGCUGAACUCGAUGGCGUCUCACAAGGACGGCGAGAAACACGUGUGGAUAUUGAAGGAGCUGGACGACCUGCACAGCGCCUUCCACGCCAUGAUAGAUGAAGGUGCGGCCGCGGGUCUUUGUGGGAUCGCCCACGAGGGGAAAAGCGCCACCCAGCGGCAGAGGAACCCGUGGGGGGGCAGCGUCAGCGUCACGAGACCCGAGCUGGGCCGUGAGCACUGCGCCGUGUCCGUUGUGUCCCGUUACUUCGUGCUGACGGCGGCUCAUUGCUUCCGGGGUGAGGACAGACCGGAAUGGGUCACCGUCAGCGUAGGCUCCCAGGAGCGCCGUGCUGCGGAGCUUCACAUCCACCCCCAAUACGACUUGGGGGGCAGGAAGGACCGAGGGGUCCCCGAGUUCUAUGACUACGACGUGGCCUUGGUGCAGCUCCAGGAGCCCCUACAGCUCUCUGACACCAUACGCCCGCUGUGUCUGCCCUGCACUGAAGUUGCCUCCCGUGCUCUGCGGCUGCCACCGAAUCUCAGCACCUGCAGCGAGCACCGCCGGCUCCUGCUGCCCCGGUCCAACAUCCCGUCGUUCUUUGUGUCCGAUCGCGGCCACGAGGGGCUGCAGCGCUACAACAUCCUGCUGCGACACGGCGACAUGGUGACCUUUCACCCCGUGACCCUUGACCCCGUGACCCCUUAUUGACCCCCUGACCCCGUG